Messenger RNA from Prorocentrum cordatum, 699 nucleotides. The record is from the annotation of a GenBank genome assembly. Lineage: Eukaryota; Dinophyceae; Prorocentrales; Prorocentraceae.
AUGGAGCAGGCCUUCGAGAUGGAAAAGGACGCCAUACGCGCCACCAUGUAUACGCACGACCAGAAUUAUCAGAACCCCAACGCCCGCCUCGCAGAGAUCGAGCACGGCACCGCCGCCACCAUCUCUCAUGCUGUCCAAGAGGCCGACGACGCUCGGAUUGCAAGCGCCACGCAGCAGCUGGAGUCCAUCGCUGAGCUCACAAGAGUACCCCUACUCAUCUUUAGGACCGAAGUACGAAAGCAGCCCUUCGCUACGCUCGUUUCCCUGAAGCUCGCGAAGCAGGACGUCGUUGGGCUGCGCGAGGCCCUGAGCACCAGGCUGCCCCGCCGCGGCGUCAGUCCCUCGUCUGCGGCUGCGGCGCCUCCACCCUGCGGCGAGGGCUUGGCCCUCGGCGACAUGUACAAGGUUGGGUGCACUGGCAGCAGGCCCACCACGGCCGACACGGUCAAGGCGCUCACCAGGGUGGACCCGUCGAGCCUGUUCGGCGCCCUCAACCUCCAGGAGCGGAGCCCCCCGCGGAUGGACCACGGCAUGCGUGCCCGGUCUGAGAAGGACCUCGGCUGCAGGUCCCCGAGCACCUGCUGCAGGCCCGAGCGGCCGGGCGUGGAGGGCGGCGGGAGCACGAUGGCCUCGGCCGAGGUGUCGCGGGACCUUGCCGACGUGAGCCCCAUCGAGGCGUGGAGGGUGGACCCCCGCUGA